This is a messenger RNA of Syngnathoides biaculeatus (alligator pipefish), 2937 nucleotides long. RefSeq names its product oxysterol-binding protein-related protein 2-like. Gene Ontology annotation, cellular component: membrane; intracellular membrane-bounded organelle; cytosol. The record is from RefSeq and is a predicted model, not a curated record. The coding region runs from base 289 to 1680 and encodes 463 amino acids. Lineage: Eukaryota; Metazoa; Chordata; Actinopteri; Syngnathiformes; Syngnathidae. The transcript is spliced from 13 exons. Gene Ontology annotation, molecular function: cholesterol binding.
UUAUAUUGACGUCAGUAUCCCGAGUGGGCGACACUUGUUUGGCAAUGCGUCGCUAACGUUAGCUAAUGUUGCCGCGGACGUCAAAAGUCUCCGCCGUCGCGAAGUGCUAGUUGGUCUUUGCUAGCCUCGGCAGGCAGGCAAGUCCGCAUCGGCCGGUCGAUCUAACGACAUCGUCCGUCCUCCACAGUCGCUGUUUCGGACGGCUGCGAUGUUCAGAGGGAGCGCAGGACGGUGCUUCCAACAUGACCUCUGACUGAGAAACGCCGCGACUCGUCUUUUCGGCUCACUAUGAACAGCGAGGAGGAGUUCUACGACGCCGAGACAGGGCUCGAGUCGGACGAUUCCUUGGACAUCAGUUUUAAGGACCCGCUGGGGUUUGAGAGCGCGCAACAAGUCGCCGAUGGCUCCGCUGCAGAGCACGACGCAGUGUGGCGACGGAGGAAAAGUCUGCCCGCUGAAACGAUCACCAGAACCAAUUUUAGUGUGACGAGCAUACUGAAGAAAUGUAUUGGCAUGGAGCUGUCCAAAAUUGCCAUGCCGGUCGUGUUUAAUGAACCGCUGAGCUUCCUCCAGAGACUCUCAGAGUACAUGGAACACUCUCACCUCAUCCACAGAGCUUGCGGGUUGCCUGACUCCGUGGACCGGAUGCAGGUUGUCGCCGCCUUCGCCGUUUCAGCGAUCGCAUCUCAGUCGGAACGGACCGGAAAACCGUUUAAUCCUUUACUGGGGGAGACCUUUGAACUCACCAGAGAGGAAGACGGCUACAGGUUGAUCUCGGAGCAGGUGAGCCACCACCCGCCCGUCAGUGCCUUCCACGCAGAGUCUCUGAAGCAAGAGUUUGCGUUCCACGGAUCCAUUUACCCCAAACUCAAGUUCUGGGGCAAAAGUGUGGAGGCGGAGCCCAAAGGCACCAUGACCCUGGAGUUACUCAAGCAUAAAGAAGCGUACACCUGGAGCUACCCAAUGUGCUGCGUGCACAACGUUCUCAUAGGAAAGCUUUGGAUCGAGCAGUACGGAACAGUCGAGAUUGUAAACCACAGCACGGGAGAAAAGUGCGUGUUGAACUUCAGACCGUGCGGAAUGUUCGGAAAAGAGCUGCACAAGGUGGAAGGUUACAUACAAGACGACAGGAAGAAGAAGCGGCGGGUCAUUUACGGAAAGUGGACCGAGUGCAUGUACAGCGUGGAGCCCAAAGUUCAUGAAGCGCACAAGAAGUCUGAGAAGAAGGGGGGCGCGGACUCAAAGAAGCCGAGGCAGGAACAUAGCUGCGAAGAUGGGAAUGCAGUUCAAGAGACCGUGACUGUGAUCCCAGGAAGUGCCUUGCUCUGGAGGAUAUCGCCACGGCCCGCUCAUUCGGCACAGAUGUACAACUUCACCAAUUUUGCCGUGACGCUGAACGAGCUGGAGCCCGGCACGGAGCGACUACUGGCGCCGACCGACAGCCGGCGGAGGCCCGACAUCCGAGCCAUGGAGAGCGGAGACAUAGAUUCGGCAAGUGCGGAGAAAGAGCGCCUGGAAGAGAAACAGAGGGCAGCGCGCAGAGGGAGACUCAAAGACGAGGAGGAGUGGUCGACCAGGUGGUUCGAGCUGGGAACCAACCCUCACACCGGCGCCGACGAUUGGCUGUACAAGGGCGGAUACUUUGACCGGAACUUUGCCGACUGUCCCGACAUUUACUGACCGUGGCAGAGGACUUCUCUCGGCAUCUUACGAUAAGUGCGCCGUACGGGAACGCCGGCUGAACUGACCUCGAUGAUGAAUGUCAUCCACGGGAAAAAACCUUCUAGUAAGUUUACGUACGGUAGAUGUCGUUCUUGUGCCCGCUGUCCUCACAUUUGAUCCACUUUACGAAUCGUAGUCCACAUAGAUUAAACGUUACACGGCCGUCGAAGGAUUCGGACCACCCGUGUGAGCUGCACGCGGUCUGGCCUCGGUUUUGGGUUCAGGUGCUAACUCCCAAUGUGACAUUUGUGCACACACCACCUACUUCUGUCAAAUGACGUUCAAAUACCAGGAGCUAUUUUUCUAUCAAAUAUUGUACGAUGUUAAAUGCCGGCUAAUGCACCCUGAAGACACCGCGAGUGUUUUCUUCCCCGCGUAGAAAACGCCCAAAAUGUCCUCGCUCCGUAAAAUGCGCCUGUUGCUACAAUCUGUCGUCUGCGUCUGAAAGCGUGUCGCAUUUUUGGUGCCCGCGUGAUAUUCAAAACUCAUCUGUUACACGUUGAAGCCAUAAAAUGCUUUCUGCACUUUGGGGAAGUACUGUAAAUGCACUCGGAUUGAACCUCACAAUAAAGGGAUUAGGAGCACGUUAGGUUGAACCGAAAACUGUGACUGUCUAGUUUCGAGCGACAUUCACACGACAUCCGUUCAUUCGGACACAGUCGUGGGGAUAUGGAUCGUUUCCUUCCAAGAACCAAACUCCUGUGUCGGAACAGGGCCAGAACCUAUGCAAACCGAUCCACCCCGCGGAGCCUUCCGCAACGUGAAACAGAUCAGGAUCCAAUUCCGACGCGUGAUGAUCACCGCCGAGGAAGGAUGCUUAUGAUUAUUGUUGUGUCUGAGCGCUAAUCUUGCACAAAAGUGGCUCAGGUCGUCGUCCUCUGCACAUUUUGUUAUGGUGAACAACGCUUGUGUGAGUUCCGAGCACCUCCAACCCCGAAGACACAAAAGAUGCAAGAUUUUUGUAUGGGUCCUGUAAAUGAUGCCGCUCUAUUCGAAAGAUGACAUUGUCUGCUCAGUUAUCAUCCCUGUCACGUGAGACACAUUCACAAACCAUCUAUGCUUUAUAGAUUAAAAUAUGGACGAUGAAAAUGAAGUGCUUGUGUCACGUUCUUCUCCUCUUUAUGACCAUGAAUCUGUGAUUCUCAAAGUGGGGCACUCGUGCUCCCUCUAGCGGUACAUCAAGGAUUCUGCAAAUAAAAUGUGACUUGACAAAGA